Messenger RNA from Microdochium trichocladiopsis, 1291 nucleotides. RefSeq lists its product as uncharacterized. NCBI's taxonomy places the organism in Eukaryota, Fungi, Ascomycota, Sordariomycetes, Xylariales, Microdochiaceae. The coding region runs from base 323 to 1186 and encodes 287 amino acids. The transcript has a single exon. The record is from RefSeq and is a predicted model, not a curated record.
GCUCCUUCCCUCUCAUCUAAGUGACACGGCUGCUGCGGUCUGUUUUUUCCAUUUGUUUCAACCCGCACCGCCUAUAUCCUCAUCCACACCUUCCAAGGCGCGAGACAGCUGGUCCUCUCGUGCCAUCCCUUCUUUGUUUCCUCGAUCGUCAUCUCCACAGGUUUAUCCUGUCCUGUCAGCCGGCUGCUCCACGCACCUCACUCUCCUUCCUGGUGAAGCCGUCACUCAACCUGGUGUUGUGACAUUUCUCGCCCCAGCCAGAGCAGCAGCGGCAGCAAGAACCACACGCUCCUUCACGAUCAAAACUUGACACCGCGAAACAAUGGCUGGCCUAUUCGACGGUUUACUGCCCGGCCUUGGCCUCGGCGGUGGCAACAACAACAAUAACGACAACAACGCACCUGUCACCGCUCCGGCCAAGGGUGAGGACAACGACAACAACAACUCUGGUGGUGGACUCUUGGAUGACCUCCUUGGACCCAUCGGCGGCGGCGGCGACAACGAGAGCAGUAACACUCCCAAGCCCACAACAACAGCUGGUGUAGGCGCACCUCCUCCGCCCUUGACGCAGACUCGGCCGACCACGAACACGAACACCGCUACCUCAGCGACAACCCGGCCUACAACCGUACAGACAAGCGCGCAACCAACGACUCCCACAAGCAAGCCUACCACAGCAACGACUCCUACUGUCGUGUCAAAACCACCCACGACGAUGCUGACGAUCCCUUCGCCCACGACAACAGCGCAAGAGACUACGGCGACGGAUCUCACGACGCCUGCGCCUGAGGUUUCUUCCACCAGCGAGCCGGCAUCCCAGACCACGGCCUCACUGCCGGCCUCUGGGACUGCCGCCCCCGUCACGAAUGGCAGCCAAGACACCGUCGCUGGCCUGCCAAAGAUGACGGUCAUCGGCAUUGCUGCCGGUGUGGGCGGUCUCAUCUUCCUCCUCAUCAUUGUCUUCAUGGUCCGCAGGACACUGCGCAGCCGCCGUGAGGGCAACAGACAGGUCCUCGAGCGGCUUGACUUGACCAUCGGCACAAGCGAGGGCGCUGUUGCCGGCGGCAAGCCCGCCAUGUCACGAAGCAUGGAGGAUCUCAACCGCAGCUGGAACGCUGGUCUUGAGCAGUACCACCAGCCGCCCAGGUCACAAGUGGACGCCAAGGGUCUAGGAUACUCGAUGUAGGCGGUUGUGACGGGUUGUCUCGAAGACAAGCAUGAAAGUCGUUGAUGACGCUUGCCGUAUAUCGUUUGGGAUGUCAGGAUAUCUGGAACGGGGUCAUGUACCAAC